Molecule: messenger RNA, 1233 nt
Organism: Stylonychia lemnae
Lineage: Eukaryota; Ciliophora; Spirotrichea; Sporadotrichida; Oxytrichidae
Source: the annotation of a GenBank genome assembly
AUGGAAGGCUAAAAUCAACAUGUUCUGGUCUUAGGAGGAUCAUCAUUUAUGGGCUUAGAGUUGUUAAUCACUCUGUCUAAAAGACAAAACACUUUAGUUUACUUCAUUAACAGAGGCAAGAAGUAUUGGGAUGGACUAUCUCAUACUUUAACAGAAUAACACCCAGAUAGAAUAUUUCAUUAUGUUGGAGAUAGAGGCAAGAGACUUGAGUUCCAACAGGUGCUUGGUAAGAUGUUUGAGGACAUGAAAAUUAAGAGUGGUGGGGCCAGUGAGCAAUUUGACUUGGUUGUUGAUUUCAGUGCUUAUCUCAAGAGUGACUUAAAGGUGUAUUCUACCUAUGAGAGCAGUUAGGCGCAUAUCGACAUUGGGGCUGAUGAAAUGAGAAGACUUUCUCAUUCUGUUGAAAAAGGCGGGCUCACUGAAGAUAUGGGGUACUUAGAUCAGUCCAAACUAACUGAAAAGCAAUUGAAGUAACUCAAAAAGCAAGACUCGUAUGGUUUCAAGAAGCUUCUAGCUGAAAAUUACAUAUUUGAGCAGUCGUAGAAGCUUUAAUUCAAAGUACUCUCUUUCAGACUUCCAGAUGUGAUUGGCCCUUUUGAUGAAAGUCAUAGAUUCUGGUAGCAAAUACUAUGGUGCUAGAAUUCAGAAAAGUAUCCACUACAGAUAGAUAACAAUGCUAAAAAUAUUAAGAUUAGUUUCGUACUGAGCAUCGAUGUCGUGACCAUUAUUACAUACAUAUUGGAUUAAAAAAUCACUCCAACUGGUAUAUACAACAUAGGUUGUUAAGAGUAGCUGACGCUAGUUGAAUUCUAUAAGCUGAUGUGCGAAUUAUUGGGAUGUGGAGAAGCUAAAAUGAUUGAAAUUACUGAUAAGAUAAGCAAAACAAUAUUCCCUAGCGUAAGUCUAGGUCCUAUUUGCAUAGAUUAAGCUAAAAAUAUGCUUAAGUUCUCACCAACUCCAUUGAGAGAUGCUUUAAAGAUCAGUAUUGAUUUCUUUACAAGUCUCAAGGAGGGAUAAUUUGAGCAAGAACGUUAGGAUGUCCUCAAAGGAUUUCAAGAUAUAGUCAAGAUUUAUGAAAAAUAAAACGAAGAUUCUCAAUCCUCAUCAUAGUUAUCAUCAAGUUCUACUUCAUCAUUAGACUCUUCAAAUUCUGAUGAUGAUGAGUCAUCAAUUAAUGAUCAAUCAAAGGAAAUAUAGAAUGAAAAACCACUAUCUCACGAGAUCUCUUAAUGA